Pangasianodon hypophthalmus (striped catfish) is the source of this 408-nucleotide messenger RNA. It is a transcript of the gene ucn1, whose product is annotated as urotensin 1. The coding region runs from base 1 to 408 and encodes 135 amino acids. NCBI's taxonomy places the organism in Eukaryota, Metazoa, Chordata, Actinopteri, Siluriformes, Pangasiidae. The transcript has a single exon. Gene Ontology annotation, molecular function: hormone activity. The record is from RefSeq and is a predicted model, not a curated record. Gene Ontology annotation, cellular component: extracellular region.
AUGAAGCCAGUCCCCUCUGUCUUGCUAAUAGCGGCUGUCUUACUAUACACUCACAUUCCCCCAAGUAUAUGUAGACCACGGGAUUUAAGCCUCUUUGAUCGUCAUGAUGACUACAAGAACCAGCUGGAUGAAGUUUUGCUUAGGGCGGGAAAGGGCGAGGCGAUGUCCUUUCUCAGUGGCGGAACCAGUCGAGGGCACGCGCUAAGAAACGCCUCCCGCUCCCCAACUUUACUCAUCCCGAACAGUUUGGAGGAGCUCGUCGGUUUUACUAAGAGGAAUGACGAUCCGCCGAUAUCGAUCGAUCUCACCUUUCAUCUGCUGCGCAAUAUGAUUGAAAUGGCGCGGAUCGAGAAUCAGAGGGAACAGGCAGAACUGAACCGCAAAUAUCUGGACGAAGUCGGGAAGUAA